Molecule: messenger RNA, 521 nt
Organism: Glycine soja
Lineage: Eukaryota; Viridiplantae; Streptophyta; Magnoliopsida; Fabales; Fabaceae
Product: photosystem II 5 kDa protein, chloroplastic-like
Exons: 1
Coding region: 48-359 (103 amino acids)
Source: RefSeq, a predicted model, not a curated record
UGGGUCCAUGCUUUGGUUCAGUAUUCAGAUUAUUAUACAUUGCAAAAAUGGCAUCAUUCACCAUGACAGCUUCCAUCCUUGGCUGCCCAGCCGUCACCAACCGGUCGGCAGCGACGCAGAGGAGAUCAGUGGUAGUGAAUGCAGCCAGCAAAUCUGUUGAAGGGGAAAAGGUCAGUUAUGACAACAAUGGUAGCAAUGCAAGGAGGAACUUGAUGUUCGCCACGGCGGCGGCUGCUGUUUGCUCUUUUGCUGCAGGGAUGGCAUUGGCAGAUGAGCCUAAACCAGGAACCUCAGAAGCCAAGAAAAAGUAUGCCCCGGUUUGUGUCACCAAUCCUACAGCUAGGAUUUGUCGCAAUUGAGGAACUUUUUUGUUUCACUUUUGGAAUUUGGAAAUGUACAAUGAAUUUGUUGUAAGGCUUUGAUGAUUUCAUUUCAUCCUCACUGUACUAGAUGUUCAUAAAAGUAUCGACUUUGCUUCGUCGUCUCUUUGGUGUUGUAAUGCUUAAAUUAUAUUUUUUUUU